AGACAAUGAAAUCUUAAAUUAAAGGGAAAGAUAGUUAAUGCCUUGCGGCUUGCAGAGUGCUGCUGGAUGCUGCUACUCUGAGUCGGAGUCGCACCCUCUCUUGGCGGUUCUUGAUAUCCUAUCCUCCUCUUCCUUUCGCCCUCGCCGUCGAUGUCUGAUCAGAGCCCCGACCCCCCGCCGCCGCCGGAGCCCGCGACCCGAGCCGUGGGCGGCACCGAGUACAGCUGGUGCAGGGCCGUCCCCGGCGGCACCGGCAUCACCGUCCUCGCCCUCCUCCUCGCCAAACCCCCCGACCUGUCCCUCCUCCGGAAUGCCCUCCACGACCUCCAGAAGUCGCACCCCAUGCUCCGCUCCAGGAUCCGCUUCGACCCCGUCGCCAACGCCUUCUCCUUCGUCAUCCCCUCGUCCCCGCACCUCGAGAUCACGCCCUUCGAUCUCUCCUCCACGUCCCGCAUCCUGAGCGGCGAGGACGGCGACGGCGCGGACGGCGCCGGGACGGCGCCGUUACACGUCAUCCUCGAGCACGAGAUGAACCGGAACGCGUGGCGCGGCUCCGGCGACGACGACGCCGACGCCGACGCGGACGUGUUCCACGCGAGUCUCUACCACCUGAGCGAGGACCGGUGGGCGCUGGCGCUCCGGCUCCACACGGCCGCGUGCGACCGGGCGGCGGCGGCGGCGCUGCUCCGGAAGCUGCUGCUGGCGGCGGCGGCGGAGGGGCGAAAUGGGGAGGAGCUGCAGGAGGAGGAGGAGGAGGCUUAUCUGGGGAUCGAGGAGCUGGUUCCUAGCGGGAAGGCGAACAAGCCGUUCUGGGCGCGUGGGAUGGACUUGCUGGGUUACUCGCUGAACUCGUUCAGGCUCGCGAACUUGGAGUUCGUGGAGGCGGAGCCGCCGAGGUGUUCUCGGAUGGUGAGGUUGAAGAUGAACAGAGACGACACUCAGAGGCUUGUCGCCGGAUGCAAGUCGAGAGAGAUCAAACUGUGCGGCGCUUUGGCAGCGGCCGCCCUGAUCGCGGCACAUGCCUCUAAGCAACCUGCCGAUAGUAAAUGGGAGAAAUAUGCUGUUGUCACCCUUGUCGACUGCCGUUCGUAUCUCGACCCACCUCUUUCUGUUCAACAGCCCGGGUUCUAUCACUCGGCCAUCCUCAACACGCACGAUGUAUGUGGAAGCGAAAAGCUAUGGGACCUGGCAAAGAGAACCUACACGGCCUUCGCGAACGCCAAAAGUUGGAACAAGCAUUUCACCGACAUGGCCGACCUCAACUUCCUCAUGUGCAAGGCCAUCGACAACCCAGGCCUCACCGUGUCUUCGUCCCUCAGAACAGCCUUUGUUUCUGUGUUUGAGGAUACCGUCGUCAACGAGUCGAAUCCACUGCACGAGGAGAUCGGAGUGGGAGACUACAUCGGGUGCGCCUCUGUACACGGCGUCGGCCCGUCUAUUGCGUUCUUCGACACCAUACGGGAUGGAGAGCUGGACUGCGCAUGCGUGUACCCGUCUCCUCUGCAUUCGAGGGAGCAGAUGCAAAAGCUGAUUGAUGAUAUGAAGAGAAUUCUUGCAGAAGCUGAUUGACAAUUGAUUGCAUCAUAUUAUGACUUGGUCCCUUACCCAAAAACCUGUCCAACAAGACUGGUACUCCAUUUCUCGAUGCCCUUAUCCAUGACCUCUUCAGGAGGCUUCAAAGCAUUCCUUCCAUUAACAGUUUGAGGCGCAUAGAACAUUAGCUGCCUGCGAGGACUGCCCAGUACCUCAGCAUCACUUCUCAAUCCAUUCAUCCAACACAACCGAGUCAAUUUGUUUAUCAAUAAGUUCAUAAUCAAUUGCCUCUUUGCCUUUCA
Messenger RNA from Syzygium oleosum, 1835 nucleotides. RefSeq lists its product as uncharacterized. NCBI's taxonomy places the organism in Eukaryota, Viridiplantae, Streptophyta, Magnoliopsida, Myrtales, Myrtaceae. Bases 151 to 1569 code for a protein of 472 amino acids. The record is from RefSeq and is a predicted model, not a curated record. The transcript has 3 exons.